AUGACCCUGUGUCUACAGCUAAAUUUGAACGGUAACAAGGAGGCCCAGGACCUCCUUGUCCACCACUCUAGAGAGAUAGGGGCCGCUGUCUGCGCGAUCUCGGAACCCGCCAGAUUACAUAGCCCAUACCAGCUAUGGUUUCAUAGUCAUGACGGCCUCGCGGCUAUUUACGUCAACAACAGGGCCAUUACGCGCCCCGCCACGUUGGAGGCCCGCGGAAGACACUGCGUUUUGAUUAGAUUGGGAGAGUUUUACUUCCUCUCCUGUUAUAUCUCUCCUAACGUAAACCUCACGGAAUUUUCGGACUUUUUGGAGGAGUUAUCCACGAUCUGUUCCGGCGUGGCUCACAAUAACAAGCUUAUUAUCUGCGGGGACUUUAAUGCCCACUCUGUUUCCUGGGGUUCAAAUACAUCCAACGUCAGAGGCGACGCUCUUGAGGAGCUUGCGUCGCAACUCGAUUGGAGGCUUGUGAAUCGAGGUAAUCAGCCCACGUUUUCGAGUCAUCAGGGAACUUCGAUAAUUGACCUCACUUGGACCUCCCCUGACCUAUUUAAUAGAGUGCGCGAUUGGUCGGUCCGUGAAGACUUAGAGUCCAUGUCGGACCAUCUUUACAUCUCUUUCGUAAUUACGGACUCUCUUUCUCGGCGUAUAACACCAUCUCUUCCCCGAAGGUGGAAUUUCAGGAGGAUGGAUGUCGGGCUAUUUCAGGAGGCCAUCGAAUGCAAGUGCGCAGUUACUCCUGGUGACCCGGAAUAUCUUAACAGAGUGGGCCCAGACAAGUGGAUUAACAAUUGCAUCUACGAUGCUUGUCAGGCGGCGGUCCCUCGCUUACGCGCUGCCAGAGUAGAUAGGGCCCAUUGGUGGAACGACCAAAUUGCGCACUUGAGAACCGAGGCUAUCGCCGCGAGGAGGGCCUGGACCCGCGGUAGACGCAGAAACUCCCCGGUGGUUCUGGAGGCCAAGAGGACUGCGUAUAUGGCUGCUACUCAGAGUCUCUAA
This is a messenger RNA of Temnothorax curvispinosus, 999 nucleotides long. RefSeq lists its product as uncharacterized. Lineage: Eukaryota; Metazoa; Arthropoda; Insecta; Hymenoptera; Formicidae. The transcript has a single exon. Bases 1 to 999 code for a protein of 332 amino acids. The record is from RefSeq and is a predicted model, not a curated record. Gene Ontology annotation, molecular function: catalytic activity.